AUGCGACCAGGCAAUGUUAAAGCGACUUCCCAGCAUCCCGAUCCACACUCGAAUGACUCGCCUCCCCGAACCCCUCCCGAAGCCUCCAGUUACAAAAAUGUGAAGAGGGGACGUCAUCGACGACCCUCCGUGCGCGAGACAUUUUUAGAUGACCUGAAUCCCACCGAUAAUGCAAAUCAUAGCGACGAGUCUGGGGACGAGCGGGAUCCGCAUGAUCUGUCGCUGUCCCCCAAGCAUGCUGCCCGCACCUCGAUCGUGGAUAACAUGUUGCUUUCGCUAGAUCAGUUUUCGUCCGGGACUUCGUUACUGGAUGAUUACCGCCUCUUCAACACUGUCUUCGAGCCCGACAAAUAUACCCGCACAUCUCAAGAUUCCAUGGCUCCACGACGGUAUCGAGGCCACACCUUCUCUUCGUCAGUAUCUUCCGAUGUUGAAUACAAUUAUGACGAAGCGACUGGUCGCUAUGGAGUUCAAACAGCGCGGGAUCGCCGGAGCAAUAGCAGCUCUAAUUAUCAUUCUAGCCUGAGAAGAUUCGAGAGCACUCAUAGCCGGGAUGGUAUGGGUUCUCGCGGUCAGAUCUAUGAUUAUAGAGCUGGGACCAGUGCUACCGCCCCUGCAACCCGUGCUGGGAGGAAAAGCAGUAAGGGAAGUACCUCUUCCAACAUGGAUUUCGGGCCGUCUCUUUCCAGGCGUCGGCCCGAUACGGGUAGCGAGAGGCGCUCUUCGAGCUUCGAAUAUGCCUCCAGAAAGCCAUUCAUGACCUUCCCCAAUGUUCCCACAGACUACGACCCGUUGUCGUAUGAAGGGAUGGAUGCAGCGCCCACCCCCAGUGUCCCUGCUGGCCCAAGAAAGUACCAUCCGUCAUCACCAGGUGAAUACGCUGGCCAGCUCAACACUCAGCCUGCUCGCACGCCUGCAGCCUCGCGAAGAAAUAGCAUCAAGUCCUCACGAGCAGGACAGUGUCGACAGCAGCGCCCCGAAAAUAUCGGUACUACAGCUAUCCGGACCCGGGAUCAUGACCUUCCACUUCUAGUUGAUACAGGUCUCGACCCUCCUUCGACCAUAUCGGCCUCUCUAGAUCCACCAGCACCAAGCCCCACGAUAUCGUUUCACAAGCCAAUAUUUCCUCCGCCACCUGAUCCGACUCCUGUCAAGGAGCGACCUGGGUUUUUUCGUCGUGUGUUUGGUUCUUCGAAGAACCCCAUCCCCUUACUAUCGGAUAGCAGUCCAUCAGAAAGUCCAUUCUCCCCGGAACGCGAUCUGGUGGAUACGAAUGGCAUCAGCCCUAAUGUAAAAGGAAGAAGGCAGCCAGCGAAGAACGCUGCGAGUGGUUCUAGUACUACUCGUGAGGGUGCUCAAGUUGUGAAUAAGAAGUCGUCGUUCUUUCGCCGACGGAAGAAGUCCGUGGCCGAAAACACCCCACAGGUUAUUUUACCCCAAGAUCUCGUAGCCAGGGCCAGGGAAAUCGCGAUGCCAGAACCCAGCCCAGUGAGCAGCUUGAGGAAAGUUAUGAAUCCGUAUCUGGCUGAUGCUAGCCCUAAUAAUAGCAACCAGGCAGUGGAUUAUUCAACUGAAUCCUCAGACUGGAGCACUGUCGCCAAUGAUCCAGAUAACAGGAAGCCAGAGAAUGGACCAGCACAGAAACCGAAGAGUAACACCCUGUCUCCCCCCAGCGGCGUGAAAACCAGAUAUAGCCUAUACCCCGCCAGUUCGACUGGCAACCAUGCUCAUGAUACUUCCUUUUUGGGAACCAGCAGUUGUGAUGAAGAGUCAGCUGCCAAAUCUAGCGACCUGGAAGCUACCCCGCUCACCCGUCGACCACAGGAGCGUGGUGGAAUGGGGCACGCUGUUGAAACACAGGAUAGCGAGGCAAAGAGUGUGGAGACUACGCAAAUUGGUGAAUUGUCGCAAACUGAGUCGACGCCUCAGAACAAUAUUUGCCCUCGCUCGGUGUCUCCAGUCGUUGAGCGCUCUUCCCUACCGGCUGCAGCUCCCGUUGACCCUGCUGGUGAGCGUUUUACUUCUCUCACCAAGGAAUCGAGAGACACCAAGGUGCUGUACGAUGGACCCAUCUGGAAUGACGAUUCGGACGGACCUAGCAAGCUAUCUACUCCGGCCAUAGACCAAGACUCUCCCCGGGCCUCAGUGUCAGAAGUUUCCAACUACUAUACAGCGACCAAUACUCCCAUAGUCGCGCACGCGCCCGAACUGGUGCCUCCUGAUGACGUGGAAGGUAAUGUUGAACUGUCAGAAGCUAGUUCUCCAGAUGAGCCGAGCAGUACAGACAGGGAGCAAGCGCAAAGGGUGUUUGAUGGACACGAUGAAUUUGUAGGAAAUGAGCCGGCUGCUGCUUGGCUUGGUGGUCCUGACCGUGCCAAGAUUCGAACUGCCUAUAUGGAACUAUUUGACUGGUCUAGCAUGAAUAUUCUUGCAGCUCUCCGGAGCCUAUGUAUGCGGUUGGUGUUAAAGGGAGAGACGCAGCAAGUUGACCGCGUUUUGGAUGCCUUUUCUACAAGAUGGUGCCGGUGCAACCCUCAUCAUGGCUUUAAAGCCGCAGACGUUGUACACACCAUCUGUUACUCCAUUCUCCUAUUGAAUACGGACUUGCAUCUCGCAGAUAUUGAGCAGAAAAUGACAAAAGCUCAAUUUGUUCGUAACACGAUGCCCACGAUUCAUCGAGUGGCAAUCGAUGCGUCCCCAGAUGAAUUUGGGAACAAAGUAAAGGUUUGGAAUGCGGAUUCCGGUCUCCCUCCUUCUCGAUCUCUGUCGUUUCCCGUAGAGCCCGAUAACAAGAACGUGGAGGAUAAGCCUGCAAAUCCACCUGGAAGGUUGUCGAACCGCCUCUCCCGAACAGACUUGUCUGCGAAAAUGAUGGGAGAUCCUGACAACGAGAUCGGACCCUUGGUCAAUGCUACCUUUACUGGAACAAUCAAGGGCUGGGAGCAGCAGGUUGAGUCGGUGCUCCGCGAUUUUUACUCUUCAAUUCAAAAGCAACGGCUCCCGCUACACGGCGCUCAGUCGGAGAGAGAAGCUUCUCGGCCGGCAUCUAGUGCAUUGCUUGUUCCCAGCCAGAGUGGCCUUCGCAGAAGCCCAAGCACUAUCAGCAAAAGUGGCUCGGAUAUUUAUCCUCGAGGCCGGUCCGCUGAUUCCCGAUACGGUACAGCGCGCUGGUCUUCAAAGCCUCGUUCUCGAGCUAGACUCUAUCCUCCUUCCACUCUGGGCAGUCGGACGAGCCUGGAUGAUCAGUCAUCCCUGUGGAGUCCAUCUGGUUCUAGUACUUGGAGCAAAUACUCUCUUGGGAAACUGACAUCAGUAUCUGUUGAUUCCUUCGGGUCUGAUUAUCCUCGUGGGGAUUACCAACAGUCUAUUGGUUUCGCGAAUGCGCUCAGCCAAGCAAUUAUUCGUGAAGACUCUGCCCACUCCAUUGCUAGCACUGAGGACGCGGAGAGGACUGGGAUUCUCCUUGAAGAUGAAACUCUGCAACUUGCGGGUGCACCAUGGGCCAAGGAAGGAAACUUGAAGCACAAGCACCAUCUAGAUUCCCUCGACAAACGAGCCAAGGACCGAAACUGGAAUGAAUGCUUUGCUGUCAUUCAGCAAGGUUGGAUGCGUCUCUUCUCGUUCAAUGCAUCUGCCAAAUCGGCCCGUCAAAAGUCGAAACAGCGUCAUCCUGGUGGGGUUGUGGUGGGAGGUGGUAACUGGACAGAAAACGCCGAGGAGACUUGGAAAUUCCUUUUGCGCCAGUCGAUCGCCAGCGCCCUCCCACCUCCAGGAUACUCCAAGUCGCGCCCGCACGUUUGGGCUCUGAGUUUGCCCACUGGUGCGGUACAUCUUUUCCAGGCGGGAACCCCGGAAAUUGUUAGAGAGUUCGUUUCUAGUGCGAAUUACUGGAGUGCAAGGUUAUCCAAAGAACCUUUGAUUGGAGGUGUUAGCAACAUCGAAUAUGGAUGGAGCGAUGCCAUUAUCAACAGUGCCUUGAUAUCCCCAGAGGCAAAUCGGUCGCCCCCAUCUUCAUCUGGGGCACGGCCUAGUAUCCAGAGCUCUAUUCGCAGCUCUAUGGAUCAGCAGGGUGUACGGCCCAGACUGCCAGCCGACCGAGUGAAUAUCAGUGAUUGGUCUCCACCACAACAGAGCAUGAUGGCCGCCACUUUGGGAGAGGCCGAUCAGCUGAAGGGCCUGCAGACCUACGUCAAGAAUGUUGAGGAUGAACUGCAACGGCACAAUGAGUUGCGCCCCGCUAUGAUCCUCGCCUUCUCACCGCGUCACCCGAAUGCUAUAAAGGCUAUGGCCAACUGGGAGAAGAAGUCGUCAUACCUUCUCCGGGAGAUUGUGAAAUUCCGAACCUACAUUGACUCCCUUCAAAACGCCAUCGACCAGAAGAACAAAAUUUACUCAUCGCGGGAGGAAGCACAACCUUCUGAGGAAUAA
Messenger RNA from Aspergillus ochraceoroseus IBT 24754, 4428 nucleotides. Its product is annotated as Sec7 domain protein. NCBI's taxonomy places the organism in Eukaryota, Fungi, Ascomycota, Eurotiomycetes, Eurotiales, Aspergillaceae. The transcript has 2 exons. Gene Ontology annotation, molecular function: guanyl-nucleotide exchange factor activity. Gene Ontology annotation, biological process: regulation of ARF protein signal transduction. The record is from RefSeq and is a predicted model, not a curated record. Bases 1 to 4428 code for a protein of 1475 amino acids.